Molecule: messenger RNA, 1728 nt
Organism: Pseudomyrmex gracilis
Lineage: Eukaryota; Metazoa; Arthropoda; Insecta; Hymenoptera; Formicidae
Product: translation initiation factor IF-2-like
Exons: 10
Coding region: 574-1683 (369 amino acids)
Source: RefSeq, a predicted model, not a curated record
CACUUAUCGUUCCUCGCGCUCCUUUCACGCGUUUCGAUCGUUUUGUUGUUCGGUUAUUGCUCGAUGUUCUUUAAUUAAUCAAACAUUUGCGUUGCGUCACUUCGUGACAGUACGCGACAGUGUAUUUGUGAUACAAUUUUCCUGACAGCGCAGCGCUUUUGCAAUGAUCCCUUCGCAAAGUAUGACAAUAGGUAACCGCGUCGGCCAUUACUUGCGACUUCGUUUUUCGCGUUCAAGCAUUUCUCGGAUCGACCUUUCGUAGAAAUCGGCCUCGGCGAUUCGAGAAGUAAAAAUAUAAUAAAAUAUGCAGAAUACGGAUUGUUCGAUCGAUGAGGAAAUCACAUGUGGAUGCCAAAAAUGAUUAUCCUGCAAUUGAAUCCUUCACAUCCAUUGUUCGUUGAGGUUCUUGUUUGGGUCAAUGUGAUUGUUACUGCAGAUGUGGCAAAAAACGAGAAAGAAACUACGUUUUCCUGAUUGUUGCAUCGAGAGAAAGAAACCGGCUGUUCAACGAUCUCAUAAAAGGAUUGGAUACAACGUAGGAGCAGCAUCGCGUUUCACGGCGUAACGCAGCCGAUGGUCACCACAUCCGAGCCGUCGGGAAAUUGUUGCAGUAUCGACAAGAACAACGAGGAAGAGUCGAAGAAGACGGACAAGAAAGCGAGAACCGUACAUCGCGACUCAAAUUUUGACUCUAGAGAUAAGUCAAUAUUUUGGAGCUGCUGCAGACACAGUGGAUCCGCGCGACCAGAUUACAAUUACAAUAGAAUUCCUCUAGAGAGCGGACGAUAUCCCUCCCAAUACGGCGACCGACACCCCGUCGACAGACACGGAUGGCAAAGCCGACCUUCGAGUUCCUCCGGAAGUAGCGGAAGACCUGGGGGAGGAGGAGGAGGAGGAGGCGGAGGCGGAGGCGGAAACGGAGUCUACGCAGGAAGUCAGUCGGGAGACAGAUACAUACCGCGUCCGGUGCACCCAAGUGAAACUGCGAACAGACCCAGCACUCUGGGAUACGGCUCAGGAAACGGUGGAGGAUAUAGUUAUGGCGUUAGUGGUUACGGGGGUUACGGCAGACCGACUGGACAUGGAAGUGGCUAUGGGAUUUCGGGAACACUGGCCGACAAUGACGAAUUCGGACCCGGAGAAAGCCCGGCUUAUCCGGAUGGAAGCGUGCCGCAGCUCCCCGCGGGAAAUAUUCAAGCGCAAAAGGCCGUAGCAUUGAAAGCUCUAGCUGGUGUCGCACUAAUCGGAGCAGCAGCGGCGUUAGCUUCAAAUCCGGUACUUCUGCCGAUUGGUAUCGUGACCGGACGGAAAAAGAGAUCGGAAACUUUCUCGGAGGAAGUGCAGACCACUGACGGUCAGAUGGAUUACAUUAUCGCUAUGUUAAGACAAAAUUUAGCCAAGAUACAAAAAGAUGGUUCCACUAACAGAUUGGUUGUCUCUCCGAGAUGCGUUGCUAGACUGACAUGUGAAAUUCAAAAGGAUUAUUUAACCGAUGUCGGCAAAGAUGUCGAACUGUUAAAUACAGAUCGAAAAUAUCAUCUUACCAAUUUAAUACAGAAAAACGUGUUGAGCACCAAUUCCGUGAGUGCAAAUGUAAAAAACUUAAUAAAAGUGGCUGUUCGCGUUGCAAUGGAGAACAGAAGCUGCAAUGUGUUCGCUUGUAAUUACAUAAGAAAGAUAUAAAUGAAUAUUUCUUUAAUUAUAAACAUGUAACGUUUAUCACUGUUU